UUUUAGUCAUAUAUACCUCUAUUGAUUUUGCUAAUAGUAAUUUACAUUGAUGUGCAUUUUAUGUAGUACUUUUACUCCUUGUGUUUCUUGCCAAUUUGCACUGUUUGUAGUACUCUUACUACUUGUGUUUGUACCCGAAAAUCGCCCCGAAAAUGAAGAAUUGGUUUUAUCUAUGAGGGUUUGGAUGCAUUUGAAAUGGGAAAAUUCCCACCACAUCAGGGAUAAAACAUUGUACAAGUUUUCGGUUAUUUAUAAACAGUUAGUAAAUAGUAAUUAAAUAUCUAGUCAGUGGCAGUUUUCUCGUACCAUCAUCCACUGGUUGUACCAACGAGAAUAGUAUAGGCAAAGCUAUUUACCUGUCCAUAUACUUGGACUUUGAGAGCAAAUGUGCCUGGAAAUAGUUUUGGUUAUACCUUUCAAGGUAAAACCGGUUGCACGUUUGAGUGAUGUGUUCUCGCACUUGCAAAUAACACUACUUUAGAUGGCAAACAAUGUAUUUAAAUUAGAUUUCCCUCUAAAAAAUCUAUUAGAGACAGAGUAGAUAACUUAGAUGGCUACCUACUCCAUCACACAUAGGCGACUUCUAUUGACCAAUGCCGCUCUGCAUCACUUAAAUUAUCGCCUUAUCUGUGGUUUGUUAACUGAGUAUUUAAUUAAUUAAUUAAUCUAAUUAAUUAAUACUGUCUACUUCCAGUGUUCCAGUCAAGAAAUCACAUGCUGUUGUCGAUUUAACUAAUCAAAUAGUGUUGGUUUAAUAUUUUCUACGUUGACUUCAACCAUGUUGUUCAGCUUUAAAUAUGACGUAAAUGAAGUUUAACAAGUGUCCAUGAACACUCGCUGGAAAAACCAUACACAUAAAUUGAUUAACAUAAAUAUAAAGUUUGCACACAAUGACAUCCAUAUCUAAAGAUGAGGGUGGUGAGGGUUAUGCGUUUAUUAACGCUGAGAUGUACCGGUACGUGGUCACCGGAAAAGUUAACGACUUCCACAACACCGUCUCAUCAGAAGUUAAUGUACUUAAGCUUCAGUGUGCAAUGGAUAAGAGUAAUGUUCUUCAUAUUGCUUCCAGAUUUGGACAAGUAGAUCUGGUUAAUUACAUUCUAAGAAAAUGGCCAGCACUGAUGCUUCAGGGGAACUUUCAAGGAGAUCUUCCCAUUCACUCGGCCUUGAAGACGGGUGAACUCGCCGCUGUCAAAGCCCUGACUUGCUGGAUACAGAAAAACAACAAAGCAGAACAAGUACUGGGGUGGAACAACAAUGGUGGAAGGAACACUGCACUGCACAUUGCCUUGGAAUAUGAUGAAGAGCGAAUAGCACAGGACUUGGUUGAACUGUAUCCACCCGCGUCUUAUGUUAUGAACAAAGAGGGAUUUUUUCCUUUGUACCUAGCCAUCAAGAAAGAGCUUACAGAUUUGGUCAAGGACAUGUUACAGAGGCUGCAACCUCUAAAAUAUGAUGUCCUUGGCUGUUUGGCAAGAGGUCAGUCGGUACUACAUGCUGCCGUUUCUGCCAAGAGAACAGAAAUGUUGGAGUACUUGCUUAGCUAUGAUGAUGAUAAGCUAAUCGAUUUAACAGACCAAGAAGGGUGGACAGCCUUAACUUAUGCAGCUUGUAGGGGUUAUUUGAAGAAAGUUGAAAUAUUUCAAAGAAAAGUUCCACAUAGUGCAUUUAUAUGCAACAAAGAUAAAUCCUUUCCAAUUCACCUGGCUGUUCUUGGGGGCCAUAUUAGUAUCAUCGAUCAGCUAGCUAGCACAAUGUUCCUGCUCAAUGCGAAGGGUCAGAAUAUUCUUCAUUUGGCAACAUUGACAGCUGACUCUCAAUUAGUCUCUCAUCUGCUGAAAAACUUACCUGGUAUGGACUCGUUAAUCAAUCAGAAAGACGAAGAUGGCAACACUCCGUUGCACUUGGCAACUCUAGCUAAGCAUGUUGAGAUUGUUGAAUUCAUUAUUCAAGAUGGACGGGUCAAUAUUCGACUGAUGAACAAGGAAGGGUUCGCAGCAAUUGGCUUGGCCAAGAAAUUGAGGAUUGAAGGUUUAGACAAAAAUGUGGCGCAGAGACUAACUUUGAUCUUAGAAAGGGCUAAAAGUAAAAUUAAGAGUUUUCCAAUUGAUGACAAGAUGUAUCAAGUCUUGCUCCAUGGGAAAUUGAGUGAACUGAAUCAAAUGGUUUUAGACAAAGGGUUUAAGCUGAAGGACCUUGGAUGCCCUGAAGACGGCAAUACUAUACUUCACAUUGCAGCUAGUUUGGAUCAGCAUCAGCUUGCAGGUGAGCUUCUACAGCGGUAUGGAUGCGGCAUACUAAUGGAGCAAGCAAAUAAUAAGGGUAACCUACCAAUUCAUUCAGCUGCAAAGGCAGGCAAGUUGCAGUCCCUUGAAGCUCUUUUUCUGGGGUCAAACUUCCCUUUGGAUCACGUAUGUAAAAGGCCGAAUAUGGAAGGAAACACAGCACUGCAUAUUGCGGUGCUAAGAAAUCAUAAUGAAUUGGCCAACUACUUGUAUGAGAAAUGUCCACAAGCAGCAUACUGCUUAAACAAGAACGAGGUUUGCCCCUUGUUUCUGGCCAUCAUCAAUUGGGGUGAGAACGAUCUAGUCAACCGUAUGAUCCAUGGACUGCAAGGCAAUAUGCAACUUUAUAACCUGAUAAGGGGGAAAUCAGUAGUCCACGUAGGAAUUUCUGCAAAGAAGUCGGCUAUAUUAGAGAGCAUAAUUGAAAUAGCUCCGGAGCUGGUGGAUUCAUUCGACAGUGAAGGGAGGAACCCACUUUCUUACGCAGCUCACAUUGGUUAUGUUAAGGGGGUUAAAUUAUUGCUAGCAAAAUUUCCAUCUAUUAAAUUUAAGCGUGAUAAAGAUGAGGAUGGAUCCUUUCCAAUUCAUCAUGCUGCAAAAGAGGGGCAUGUCAAGAUCAUCAAAUUGCUUCAUCCCACAAUAUGUUUGCUGACUAACAGGGGCCAAAACAUUCUACAUGUAGCAGCAGACAUAGGCAAAUGGAGAGUUAUUGCGUAUUUGCUGAAAUUGCAAGAGUUUAAGGAGCUAAUCAAUACAGGUGAUGAUGAUGGUAACACUCCACUACAUUUGGCUGUGAAAGGCUUUCAUCUGAGAACUGUGGCUCGUUUGAUGAAGGAAAAACAUAAUAUCAACAGCAAUGCAAUCAACAACGAGUUGUCUAUAGCUAGACAAAUGUUUUGUGAAGACGAAUAUCCAAAGUGGAAGAUCCAACGUAUGGACUCAUUGUUGAGAAGAGUCGAUGGGAAAAGAACUUGUCUUAUUAUAGAAACAAGAAAUGAUGAGCAUGGACAUAAAAGUAAAGAAAAGAAGUACAACUUAAACAAGCAGCAGGAAGCUGAAGCAAGUGUAGCAACUAAUAAGAACAACGAUUCAUCAUCCAACAACACCACGGAAAUGGAAAUGAAAUCAAAGGCUAUCAAGGAGAAAGCGAGUUUCCUGUUGGUGGUAGCAACACUAACAAUCAGCGCAACAUUUUCCGCGACAUUACACCCUCCUGGUGGCUACAAUCAUGACACAGGCUUGCCACUUUUGUCAUCAAAUAGAGGUUUCAAAGUGUUUUUACAGGCUAACAGUCUAGCCUGUUUCUGUGCAAUAACAUCGGCUUUAUUGCUGAUUGUUACCAUGUUUAUGGAACAUAAAGAGCACAGAAAUUUCACCGUGAAUACAGGAGGGAUUUUCCUCUACCUAGGGCUCGUGGGCAUGACAGUCGGUUUUUCUGCGGGGUUAACUUGUGUAUUUACAGAUAUGCACUGGAAUGCCCUGAUGUUCAUAGGAAUGGUUACCACAAUUACUAUGGUGUUUGUGGUGUAUCCUAUUUUUUAUGGAGUUGCUUUGGGUGCUAUGUCAAGAUAUUUUCAAAAGGUAUUGUAAAUAAGGGGUUCGGACUUGUAAUCUAUGUAAUCUAUGUACACAGACCUUCAGUUUCAAAGACUAGAUCAAUACUUUGACUCUGUUUGGCAACACUAGCUGAAAUAAAGGUGGAACUGAUAAGUUUGCUAAAAUGUAAAAAAUUGUUGUAGUGGUUAAUGCAAGACCUUACAAAUGAAACAAAACAAACACUGAUCCUGUGCCAUGUACAACUUUUAUUAAAAUUUGUUUAUUAUUAAAUAUUA
Molecule: messenger RNA, 4117 nt
Organism: Spinacia oleracea (spinach)
Lineage: Eukaryota; Viridiplantae; Streptophyta; Magnoliopsida; Caryophyllales; Amaranthaceae
Product: protein ACCELERATED CELL DEATH 6
Exons: 4
Coding region: 891-3875 (994 amino acids)
Cellular component (GO): plasma membrane
Molecular function (GO): protein binding
Source: RefSeq, a predicted model, not a curated record